GGGAAUAGAGGAAAAAAUAGAAAUAGAAAAAAAAAUCCCUCAGUAAAAGUUUAAGGCGAGAAGUGGCAGAGGCAGUGGCGCGAGGAGGCGCGGAGGAGAGCCGGCAAGCGGGGGACAGGGCGGGCAAGACCUCCCGAAGGCUGCGAUUUCAUUAUUAAUAUCACUAUAUUUUUGGAGGGAGAGGCACCUUUCUCGUCCUCUCUUCCUCUCCGCCCACCCCUAUUCCCUCCCCCUCAUCUACCUGUCAAAGUCACUGAUCUUUUGCAUUUCGGAAGAGGACGUCAACGGGAAGGAAUCCCCCCUCUUGGUGCCGGCUCCGAGAGGGGGCGACGCGCAGGAGACACCCCCCCAGGGGCCGGAGGCGAAGGGUGUUGGUGCCAGAAGAAAAGAAUGAUUGAUGGGAAACAGACACCGGGCUAUAGACACUCAUCCUUAUGCUUCGGAUACUGAUAUCCCAGCGCAUCUGAGCAUCCUUUGUGAGCUGUGAACAUCGAGGAUCACCCAGGGUUAUCGGAUGUACAGCAGGAGAGCCAUCACUUUGCGAAAUCAUUAUCUGCUACGGGACAUCUUGUACAACAAUCAAACGAGACCCAAGUCUAAUAGAUAUGUUCUAGAACAACGAAAAAGCAGCAAGCUGUUGUUAACGCCUAACGCAGAAGUAUGUUAGGCUUCCACCAAAGUCCUCAAUAUACCUGAACACACCCAAUAUCUUAACCCUUCACUUUUAGUUUUGGAAUCUACUCUGCGAUCUCAUCCUCUUUUUUUUUAAAUAUACAGACCUACCUACAUAUAGGCAUAUAUGUAUAUGUAAAAUAGAAAUAGAUCACUGAUAAGCACACCCGGCUUAGUUACCAGGAAGAUUGCCAAGAAGUUAGAGAUGUAUUUGUCAAGAUUCCUGUCAAUCCAUGCCCUUUGGGUUACAGUGUCCUCAGUGAUGCAGCCCUACCCUUUGGUGUGGGGACAUUAUGACGUGUGUAAGACUCAGAUUUACACAGAAGAAGGGAAAGUUUGGGAUUACAUGGCCUGUCAGCCGGAAUCCACGGACAUGACAAAAUACCUGAAAGUGAAACUGGAUCCUCCGGACAUUACCUGUGGAGACCCUCCUGAGACAUUCUGUGCGAUGGGCAACCCCUACAUGUGCAAUAAUGAGUGUGAUGCAAGUACCCCUGAGCUGGCGCAUCCCCCUGAGCUGAUGUUUGAUUUUGAAGGAAGACAUCCCUCCACAUUUUGGCAGUCUGCUACUUGGAAGGAGUAUCCCAAGCCUCUCCAGGUUAACAUCACUCUGUCUUGGAGCAAAACCAUUGAGCUCACAGACAACAUAGUUAUUACCUUUGAAUCGGGGCGUCCAGACCAAAUGAUCCUGGAGAAAUCUCUUGAUUAUGGACGAACAUGGCAGCCCUAUCAGUACUAUGCCACAGACUGCUUAGAUGCUUUUCACAUGGAUCCUAAAUCCGUGAAGGAUUUAUCACAGCACACGGUCUUAGAAAUCAUUUGCACUGAAGAGUACUCCACGGGGUAUAUGACAAAUAGCAAAAUAAUCCACUUUGAAAUCAAAGACAGGUUCGCGUUUUUUGCUGGACCGUGGCUACGCAAUAUGGCUUCCCUCUACGGACAGCUGGAUACAACCAAGAAACUCAGAGAUUUCUUUACUGUCACAGACCUGAGGAUUAGGCUUUUGAGACCAGCCGUUGGGGAAAUAUUUGUAGAUGAGCUACACUUGGCACGCUACUUUUAUGCAAUCUCAGACAUAAAAGUGCACGGAAGGUGCAAGUGUAAUCUCCAUGCCACUGUGUGUGUGUAUGACAACAGCAAAUUGACCUGUGAAUGUGAGCACAACACUACAGGUCCAGACUGUGGGAAAUGCAAGAAGAAUUAUCAGGGCCGACCUUGGAGUCCAGGCUCCUAUCUCCCCAUCCCCAAAGGCACUGCAAAUACCUGUAUCCCCAGUAUUUCCAGUAUUGGUAGUAAGUAAAACAAUCACCAAACUAAGUCUAGGCUAGCUUUGCAUUGUUGUUCAGCUCCUCAGAUCUAUUUUCCCAGUGUCCAUUUCUGAUGUCAGAGAGCAUUUUCUUCGUGAAUUGAAUUGUUGUGUUUGUUCUCUGCACAGAUAAAAUAGUUAUCUGUGUAUAAUUCCUCUGUGGAUGUGGCAAUGCCACAGCUUUCCUGUCUGCUUCUGAUCAAUGAAGGCUACCUUUACAGAGGUGCAAUUACUCAGGUAACCAUAGCUCAUUUAGCGAAAAUAUAAACAGUCCUGUUUACCCAUACUUAGUAACCAACAAACAAAUUGAACUCUCUCCCUAGGACGAUAUGGAUUUCUACCAUAAUUUAGAAAAACGGAGAAGGAAUGCCAAUGAAUGCUUUAGGCAUAUUCAUUAGAACCCAAGGAAAACGCCAUGAAACCUGGGAGAGGGAAUUUUAUUAAUGCAUUAAACUUUAGUCUUUGUGAAGGCCUGAAAGAGACAGGUUUGUGAUCAUUCAUCUUUCCAGAGGAAUGAAGGAAAAAAAUAAUCGAUAUGUUCAUUUCUCCCUCCUAUAAUACAGUGAUCCAUGUUUUCCUGACUACUUAGCUUUAAGUUUGAAAGGGAAGGGGCAUAAAAAAUACAUGCAGAAUUUAGGAGUAGGGCCACUAGAAAUCCCUGCAAGAAAUCUUUUAGUGGAAAUAUAAGCAAUUGGAAAAGAAAUCCCUUUUCAGCCCUCUGUGGAACACUUCUCCAGGACUUCUGCAAAGAGCAUUCUCCUAGCUAUCAUGGGAGAACCAGACUGUAGCUCCCUCUUUACGUGUAAAACAAUGGCACCCCAACGGGAAGCCUGAAAUCCUCAUUAAGGAAAUGCUCCAUAACUUUUCAGAGCAGAAUCUCACAUAUUUUUUAUAUAUUGCACCCUUUUUCUCCGAUGGCUAAAACCUUUGAACAACUGCUGUAUAACUGAUUCAAAAUAAAGUGCUGAGGAAGCCGAGAUUAUGCACUGUAAGCGAAGAGAAGAAUUUGCACUGUGGUCUCAGGCCUCAGAGGCUUCGCCAUAGGUGAUGCGCCACGCAGAGCCAUUGCAAUGUAAACAGCAGCAGCUGAAGCAUUGCAAUACCAACAUCCAUCUAAAAAGCAAUACUCUGAUAAUUUGGAUAAAACAACUGCUUGCUUCUUAUAAAUGCACAGUCAGGUCUUCCAAUUUAUAAAUCAACCCAGUUUACUUAAGCUUGUGAAUCGGGCUGAACACGGAUUUGUUAAGCACUAGACAUGUUAAAUGCCAUGAAAAUCGGCCGCUUUGUAAGUAGAAGUAGUGUUCACAUCCAUUUAGAUACCAGCCUGAUGCUACAGCAUCCUCUUUGUGAUCUUGUUGAAAAGGCAUCAGUGCUAUGAACUUGCAAGUGAAAACCUUCAGCAAUAAUAGUCUAAUUUUUCUGCUUUAGUAUCUCCGUGGGCAUUUGCCUAACUGUAUAUAUAACCCACAAUGUGCUCCUUCCAGGCCUUGACAAUUGUAUUUGCACAUGCAUUUUAGAGCAAAACGGAACCAAAUGGCAGCGAGCUGAGA
Diceros bicornis minor is the source of this 3528-nucleotide messenger RNA. RefSeq names its product netrin G1 (gene NTNG1). The record is from RefSeq and is a predicted model, not a curated record. Lineage: Eukaryota; Metazoa; Chordata; Mammalia; Perissodactyla; Rhinocerotidae. Gene Ontology annotation, molecular function: cell-cell adhesion mediator activity. The transcript is spliced from 5 exons. Bases 878 to 1972 code for a protein of 364 amino acids.